Symbiodinium natans is the source of this 819-nucleotide messenger RNA. NCBI's taxonomy places the organism in Eukaryota, Dinophyceae, Suessiales, Symbiodiniaceae. The record is from the annotation of a GenBank genome assembly.
AUGUUUUGCCGGCCAUGGCGGGCACCAUGCUUUCCAAUCAUUUUUCGUUCCUCUACGACCUGUGGUGAUUCCUUGAAGGCGGUAUCUUCGGGCAACCUUGAUGUGGAGCAGGGCUUUCACGGCAUCAACUUGUCAUACCCUGGGCUUCAGCUUGUGAGGAGAUGCCCUCACAUUUUCUUGGUCCAGAACUUCUUCAGCCCGAGUGAAUGCCAGCGGCUUCGUCAGAAGGCUUGUCACGAGCAUGACAGCAUGAAGCCCGCAGGUGUUUUCAGUCCGGAUGGCCACAAGCGAUCGCCACGUCGCACAAGCUCUCAAUGCAUAUGUCCCCAGUCUGAAGUGCCGUCGCUUAUCCAAAAGAUUGUCGCUCUCUUGCAUUGCAAACGGCGACAGCUGGAAGCUUGUCAAAUCAUUCGAUACCAGGAAGGUGAGUUCUUCAAGCUCCACGGGGAUUUUAGCACCAGCGGAACGAGAUCCAGUGCGGGUUUCAUUGACAGCUCUCGCUUGGCGACGCUCUUCGUUUAUUUGAACGACAUCAGCCAAGGAGGCGAAACGGAAUUUCCGAAUGCUUCGCCACCUCUGAAAAUCUCACCGGAGCAAGGUUUGGCUGUGGUCCACUUCCCUGCGCGCCUCGACCGCCACUCCGAUGCCCAGCGCACAAGGCACCAAAGCCUGCCUGCUGUUGAUGAGAAGUGGAUAUUUGCCACCUGGCUGUGGAGUGAAGAGCGCUCCAGUGAUGCCAGAGCUUUGCAAGAAAUUGGCCGCGGCUACACGCACGUGUGGCCGGAAUCCUAUGACAUGUUGAGCCCGGAUGUGAUUUGA